UUAAAAGUCAAUUUCCGAUUUUUUAUUUGAUAAAAAAUGAAAACCCCCAAAUUAAGGAGAGAAAAAACAAAAGCUGAAAACCUCGAAUGGCUGUGUUCUUCGUCUGUUUUCGUUCCUCUUCCCUCUGGACCCUGCAACAACUCUGUCUCUAAGCCGAUUCAUCAUUGUCGAUCCCUUUUCUAAGACACCGUUUCCGCAGGACAAACCGCGACACAGUUACUGUGCAUAUGACGUAAUUUGGAAUGGAAGUAUAAUGUACGGAGGCUCCGGAAAGCAUGGGCGAGGUGGGGGCGGAGGCCGUGGAAAGCGCAACAUCUCCUCUUCAUAUCACGCGCCGCCUGUUCAGAGAUCUUCUGCCGCAUCUGGAGGCCGUUUGUCAGUCGGAAGUGGAGCAGCUGGUCCCCGCGGCUGCAGCACAUCUUCUACCCCCAAUUCCUCUGCUGCUUCCAAUGAAGUAGAGGAAAGUUUCAGCCUUGCUACGGGAAAUGCUUUGAACUUCUCAAUGAUCAUUCGGCUGGCACCCGGCCUUGUGGAGGAGAUCAAGCGUGUGGAGGCUGAUGGGGGCUUGGCGCAGAUAAAAUUUGAUGCAAAUGCUAAUAAUUCUACUGGAAACGUUAUUAAGGUGGGCAAUAAGGACUUCAGAUUCACAUGGUCACGAGAUGGGGGAGACCUUUGUGACAUAUAUGAACAACGUCAAAGUGGUGAUGAAGGAAAUGGCCUGCUUGUAGAAUCAGGCAGUGCUUGGAGAAAGCUGAAUGUACAACGUGUUUUGGAUGAAUCAGCUAAGAAUCAUGUUAAGAUGCUAUCUGAGGAAGCUGAGCGCAAGUCUAAAUCACGCAAAGCCAUCGUUUUAGACCAUGGAAAUCCAUCUACAAAGAGUCAAAUGAAAGCAAUGGCUGCAGUCGAAGGUAACCAAUGGAGAGCAGGUUUCAAGCAACCUCCUUUCAAGAAAAGGAAAGCUGAACCACCUCCAUGUGGCCCUUCUAAACCUGCUUAUAAAUCAGUGGGUUUAUCCACAUUAACUCCUUCACAGGGAAGGCCUUCAACUUCACCAUUAUCUUCUCCAGUUCACGGAUUUGGGAGCAGACUCAAGCAAAGCCAAACAACUUUAGGAGAUGAUGUGCCAUCUCAACCAGUAAAUAAAUCUACUAGCUCUGUCAAUGAAAUUCCCCAAAGCUAUGCGAUUCAAAACAUGCUUGCGUGCAAAAGGAGCAUAGAUACCAAACCUUCUGAUCUUCGUAGCUUGUUGAUUAUUGCCCUCACAGAAAACCAAUCAAAUGGAUUGAGUCUUAAGGCCUUGGAGAAAGCUGCUGGAAAUGCUUUUCCUAACUCAGUAAGACAAAUUGAGCCAAUUCUUAAAAAGAUUGCAACUUUUCAAGCUCCAGGGAGAUAUUUUCUAAAACCAGGAGUGGAGAUGGAAAACAUCAAUACAUCUAUAGUGGAAAGUGGAAGUUCUCCUGAAGACCAUUUUUACACACCACCUGCUCUCAACAAACAUGAUGAGUUACCAGCUUCACAGCCUAACUUUUCCAUGAGAAACGCGACCAAUGAGCUGGAACAUCAAGCACAGUUGGAUUCUAAAACUGAAGAAACGCAUAAUCCCUUCGAAGAAGUUAAUAUACUUGAGGAAUCACCUGACUGUUCUGUUCAGGAAAAGGCAUCCGAUCACAGUUUAGGGGUAGCAGAAAGCUCUAGUGAUAGUGGAAGUGAUAAUGAUAGCGAAAGUGAUAGCAGUGACAGUGGAAGUCAAAGCAGAAGCCCUCGCGGCAGUAGAAGUAUGAGCAGGACUAGCAGUGACAGUGAAAGUGGUGCGUCUUCCAAAAGUAAAGAGGCAUCUGAUGUGGAAGUGGAUAUCAUGAGUGAUGAUGACGGAGGGGAAAAACAUCAAGGGCAAGCUCCUGAGCAUUGGUUGGCAAAAUCUCCCAUUCAAUCAGGAGGAACUCAAGAUAUUGAGCCUGGUCAGGUUGCUGGGACAGAUGCAAAGGAGGAAUAUGUUCCUGUUCUUGAUAAUGGUGAUAUUAACAAACUCUUUCAAGACCGUGGCAUUGAAGAGAGCAAUAUCACUGAUAAGGCACGUGUGAAGGAAGCGAAAGAAGCAGAAACGACUGAACUUUCAUCUGACCAGCAUGAGACUCUGGGAGGCCAAGUUCUAACAGCUAUAUUUUAUAGUGAAAAAGAGAAAAUGUCAAAAAAGGGUAUUAAGCAUGAGCUAUCUAAUAGCAUUUUCAGGACACCUAAAACAAAGUCUGAAAGACUUUCUGAUGUGAAACAGUUUGAUGAUAUACAUGACCACACGAAGAGGUUAAAAACUGGAAACAUAAAUCAACAGCAGAGUUCUGUUAGGAACCCUGUUUUUUCAGAGGGUGUUUCUCAACAUUCAUCUUCUGAUAGGCUCCUUGAAUCUUCAUCCCAGAGACAUGGUGAAUUCCCUGGACAGGGAAAAGCUGUGUUGGCAUCAGAAAGACCUGGUAAAUAUGGAAAUACAUUGAGCUGUAGUGCCAAGUGUUCUGAAAGUAGCUUUUUAGUGAACGGAGGUUUCCCCUCACAGAGAGAAAACCUUAGUAAAGGUCCACUUUAUGAAGAUGGGCUUCUUGAUGAACAAAAAACAAUGAAAAAUUCCAAGGAUAAUACAGUGGACUGGAACGAAACAGCUGUUGACUCUCUGUUCAUAAAACAUGAUAAUUUAGACCCAGGAUGUUCUCCAACGGAAAAGAACACGAGCAAUUUCGGAAGAUCAUCAAUAAAUGGGAAAAAUAAGAAACUUCAGAGGGAGCUCUCAGACUUGGAGUUAGGUGAAUUUCGUGACUUCACACCCGAGGAUGCACCUACAAUGAAAAAACAAACUGAGAGAAGAAGUUCCGUCAAAGGGGAAAACAACCCAAGCUCAGACCACUGGACUCUAGAGGCGUGUAAAGGAAAAGGGACAGUUAAAGUUUUUUCAGGCUCAAAAAAAACAUCUCCACCUCACACAAGCAUCACAGGUGGCACUCCGGAUGGACUAUCUAAAAGGAAGUCCCUGGGACCUUAUCCUGAAGAUUGUAGGAGACCUCAAUCAAAAUCUCAGCAACCUCAUUCUCAACAGAGCCAUCCCAGAGUUGAUCAGAAUGAAGUUGGACACCUUAAUAGAUUAUUAGAAGUGAGUGGUAGAAACAGACAGAGUGAAGUUGCAGGGACUCCAGAGGCUUAUGGAGAUAAUCACAAAAAAUUCCCUGCAAAUGCAGCACAAAUGCAUGAGGCAAAGUGGGGAGCUGGGCCUAUUUCCACAAAGGAAAGUAACACCCAGAACUCUAAUCUGGCUACGGACAUAAAUGGUAGGCGAAAGGAUGCUUCUUUGACCGGUAGUAAUGAGGAUCAGAAGCGGAAGGAAUCUCCGUCAAAUGAGAUCAGUUGUUCAUAUCUUAAGUAUGAAAAGCAAGGACCAGAGCUCAAGGGUCCAAUAAAGGAUUUCCCCCAGUACCAAGAGUAUGUGCAGGAGUAUCUAGAAAAGUAUGAGAGUUAUUGCUCACUAAACAAAAGCUUAGAGUCGGACAGGAUUAAGUUCAGUAAGCUUGGAAAAGACCUAGGGGCUUCUAAAGGAAGGGACAUGGAGAGAUAUUAUGAUAUUUUGAAACAAUUGAAAGAAUCUUAUCGUCAAUGUGGAGCAAGGCAUAAACGGCUGAAGAAAAUAUUUGUUGUGCUUCAUGAGGAACUGAAGCAUCUGAAACAAAUGAUUACAGAGUUUGCUGCUGCACAUGCCAAAAGUUGACAAGCACCAGGAUCUCUCUCCUCAGUUUUGCCUCUCUUUGGCUGCCUUGAGACCAUGUUACAAGGGACGUACCCUCUCUUCUUACUAGGUGGAAAUGUUAUAUCGAAUGAUCCAUUGAGAUUGUCGGACAUCUGAUGUCUUUGGGCCCGAGGAGAAGCCGAAUGAUUUCGUGCUCAAUUAAGAUGCGUUGAGCGCAGCAGUAUAUGUACAAGGAGAAGGGAAACGCCUGUAAUAGUAAAAGCAAAUAUCAAUUGGAUGUAAAUAUAGAUCAUAGGGAACACAUCUCCGUUUUAGCUCAUUCUUUUUCCGGUUUUCUGUAGAUUUCAGAGAGCAGCUCCAGCACAUAUUAUGUGUUUAUUAUUUUAAAAUUUUCUUGUAGCUCAAAAGGAUGACCCUAGAAAUUGUUUGUACAUCCUUUAUUAUGAAGUAGCAUUAAUUUUACGUACAUACUUUUUCGAUUUAUUGAAGCAUAAAGAGUUAAUGUUCCA
Molecule: messenger RNA, 4233 nt
Organism: Cuscuta campestris
Lineage: Eukaryota; Viridiplantae; Streptophyta; Magnoliopsida; Solanales; Convolvulaceae
Source: the annotation of a GenBank genome assembly